Molecule: messenger RNA, 1932 nt
Organism: Nymphaea colorata (pocket water lily)
Lineage: Eukaryota; Viridiplantae; Streptophyta; Magnoliopsida; Nymphaeales; Nymphaeaceae
Product: laccase-14-like
Exons: 6
Coding region: 33-1841 (602 amino acids)
Biological process (GO): lignin catabolic process
Cellular component (GO): apoplast
Molecular function (GO): copper ion binding; hydroquinone:oxygen oxidoreductase activity
Source: RefSeq, a predicted model, not a curated record
GCAUUUCAAAGACAAAGGCGCCGACGACGGCUAUGGAGCAUCAACCGGCUCUGGUGCGACUGCAAGUCCUCUUGCUUCUUCUUCCCUUCUUGCUUUUCCGGCUGGCGGUUGCCGAAGUUCACUACCAGGAGUGGGUUGUGGCUCCAACUUCAUAUACAAGGCUCUGUCGCAGCAACGACAUCCUGACGAUCAAUGGGCAGUUACCAGGGCCGACCUUAUACGUUCACAGGGGUGACACUGUCAUCAUCAACUCCUAUAACCAUGCCAACUACUCCGUCACUAUUCACUGGCAUGGAUUGAAGCAGCCUAGGAACCCGUGGUCGGACGGGACGGAGUUUGUAACCAUGUGUGGUGUUCCACCGGGAAAGAAUUUCACCUACACUCUUCUCUUCACAACUGAGGAAGGCACCAUUUGGUAUCAUGCUCACAGUGAAUGGACUCGCGCCACCGUUUAUGGUGCCAUUGUCGUUUACCCUAAGAUGGGAGCCACUUACCCUUUCCCAAAGCCAGACAGUGAAUACGUGGUUGUUAUAGGUGAAUGGUGGAACAGUGAUAUAAUGGACGUGUUUGUGGAAGGGGUGACGAGCGGGACUGACUUCAACGUAUCAGAUGCAUAUACCAUAAAUGGGCAACCGGGUGAUCUGUAUGAAUGCUCACAAUCAGAGACAAGCCGGUUUGUGGUUGAGUAUGGCAAGACGUAUCUGUUCCGCGUUGUGAACGCAGUAAUGAGCUUCGGGAUGUUUGUCGGCAUAGCGAAUCACACACUCACAGUUGUUGGUCGAGACGGAGCCUACCUUAAACCGUUUGAGAGAGAAUUUGUCCUGCUAAACGUAGGGCAGACAAUAGACAUCCUUGUAACGGCAAACCAAUCACAAGGUCUCUAUUACAUGGCCACCGAUUCCUACAAAAGUAUAAAGACGAGUUAUGAUGCCAAUAAAACUACAGCCGUAGUCGAGUACAGGGGCUACAACUCCUCGCUAGCCUCAUCACCACCCUUACCAUAUCUUCCUUCCAACAACGACACAGCUGCUGUGUAUGAAUUCAGUGAGUCGUUGAGAAGCCUGGCAUCCGAAGAGCACCCCAUUGAUGUUCCCAUGGAGAUCGACACCAGGCUAGUCAUGACCAUGUCCUUGAACGAAGAACAGUGCAACGCCAGUGCCUGCUCCGAGGGCUAUAAACUGGCUGCCAGUAUGAACAACAUCUCUUUCCUCAACCCGCGGAUGGACAUACUCUCCGCCUACUACGAAAGCAUCAAGAACGUGUACACGACCGAUUUUCCGGCGUUCCCGCCGUAUAUGUUCAAUUUCACGGCGGACACGUAUUCGAAUGAUCUGCUGGUGCCGGUGUAUGGGACGAGGGCGUUGGUGGUGAAGUAUAAUUCGUCUGUGGAGCUGGUUCUGCAGGGCACCAAAUUGCUGUUGGGGGAUUAUCAUCCAACCCAUCUGCAUGGGUAUCACUUCUAUGCAGUUGGACAAGGCUUCGGCAACUUUGAUCCCGUGAAUGAUCCGCUCAAUUACAACUUGGUCAAUCCUCCAAAGCUGAACACGAUCGACGUCCCCUUCGGCGGAUGGGCUGCUCUCCGUUUCAGAGCGGAUAACCCCGGUGUGUGGUUUCUUCACUGCCACUUGGAACGCCAUUUUUCCUGGGGGAUGACGACGGUGUUAAUAGUGACCGACGGCCCGAAUCCUGAAACAAGCAUUCUGCCUCCCCCAACCGGCAUGCCCAACUGUUCAGACCGAACUGUCCACAUUACUCGAGAUCAGAAGAGCAACGAGCCGCUGGAGGACGGCCUGAUGCCGGCCGUCAACGUCAAUGGGGACGGUGUAGACGCGUCUGCGUGAUAGCUUUAAUGGCAAGUGCUGAGGAAAUAUUAUUCAGAACCUGCAUUUUUUGUCUUUUCUUCAAUUAUAGUUCUAUAUUUAUUUAAGGGUA